Molecule: messenger RNA, 932 nt
Organism: Engraulis encrasicolus (European anchovy)
Lineage: Eukaryota; Metazoa; Chordata; Actinopteri; Clupeiformes; Engraulidae
Exons: 4
Coding region: 43-864 (273 amino acids)
Source: RefSeq, a predicted model, not a curated record
AAAGACUGUUGUUUUGGACUUGACAUAGAGGUACCUGCAGCCAUGGGGUCUGACUUGCUUUUGAGGGCUGUUCUUGUCUUCGCCUUGCUGUGUUGUGUGUAUGGCUAUCCAUGGCAUUCUAAAGGAGGCUCUGGUGGCCAACCAUUACAACAGCAGCAAGAUGAAGGUAACCCUGACUUUGACCCAGGCUUCAACGACUGGGUGCAGGCACAGAUGGGUCUUGUGACUUCCUACUACAGCCAAGAUGACAGCCAGUCUCAGUCUCCAUCUCAGUCUCCCUCAACUGGUGCAAAGGGUCCUCAAGCUGUCUCUGGGCCUGCUCCUGACUCAAGCCUGCCUCUUGAUGAUGAGCUGGCCUUCUUCUCGGAAACAGAGAUUGCUGGGUCUUCCCCCGAGGAGCCUUUUGACUUGUCUGCCCCUGGAAUGCUCCAAGACGUGUCUGGCCCUGAGGAGCUCACGCUCGUUCCAGAGGUGGAUUCAUUUCCAAUAAAGCCAGUCUACAAAGCGGGUACAGUCAUUCGAAGGCUUGCUACUUUUGAACAUGGCAGGGACGCAUCAAGCUUCUUCGACACUGGAGACAUUAGGCGAGCGUCUGCAAGCGUGGAACCUGAAUCCUUUCACCAAGGUGUUCUGCCUGGGUCGGAACAUGACGACGAGUUCUUUCGUAUGUUCAUCACCGGACAGCUUCCUCCCGGAACCGUGACCCACUUCAGUUCUACCUUUGAGAAUGGAAAAAGUGCCUGGAGUGACUUUGGCUUUGAGAAGAUUCCACCUCCUCCUGCCCCAGCGACGACUGCAGACCAAAACAAAGGUUCACCUGUCACCAAGGGGUCUCAAGAUCCUACAGCACAGAAAACUUGGUGAUUACACGUAAUUCUGGACCACAUGGGAUUUCCAGGCUCUUCAUUCAAUAAAAAAAAUCCUGAAAUCAA